Mesorhabditis belari is the source of this 5151-nucleotide messenger RNA. The record is from the annotation of a GenBank genome assembly. Lineage: Eukaryota; Metazoa; Nematoda; Chromadorea; Rhabditida; Rhabditidae.
AUGUCUGCACGACCAUCGCGUCGAAGUGCGACAUCAGCUGAUGGUGGAUUGAAUCCAGCAACUAUUCAAUUCUUAGAUCGAGGCCGGCUUGUGAAAGAGUUAGAGUCAAGAGGCUUAUCGUCGGUUGGAGCAAAAAGUGUACUCGCGGAUCGACUCUACGAAUUCGUCGUGAAUGGAGUGCGAGAUGAGCCAGAGGAUAUAAAACCCGAUGUUCCGCUUCCGAUUAAAGAAUCUGGAAAUGAGGAAACACCGGCACCACAAGGAAAGAAGAGAAAAAAAGCAGCUUCGAAUAUUGAAGAGCUCAAUCAAAGUACAACAGACAAUAUUGUUGAGGAGCCAGCUCCAUCAAAAGCAAAGCGUGGACGACGAUCGACGAAUAAAACUCCGAUACAACUGGUCACAGAGAAUCCAUCAGUGAACCCAUUCAUGGCUUUCUUGGAACAAAGAGAGGCUGAGAAAGCGGCUGAAGGACUCCAGAGAACCAGUGAUGAAUCAGUAGUUGAAGCAACGAAACCGACAAAAGAAAGAACACAGAGGAGAGGAUCCCUGAAAGCUGUCAAAGAAGAACCGAAAGAACUUGAAGCACAGAAAGUUACAAAGAAAUCUGCAAAAGCCGUUGAAAGUGUUCCCAAAGAGAUCGCAAUUACUCCAUCGUUACUGCAAAAAGUCAUCAAAGCUGAUCCUGAAGAGUUGGAACCACAGCAAUCAACGUCUGCAGAGAUAAUUCCAAUCAAGACUGAGGAAGAGGUACAACCGGAGACAAUUGAAAGUGGACGACCGAAACGGAAUCGAAUCGCUCGAGUCAUUGCGACUCCGCCACCGGAAGAACCGCGUCGUCGCUCUAAACCAGCUCCAUCAACUGAUUCAACUCCGAAACAAAAACAAUCACCGGUCAAGAAUAAAAGUGUUGAGGUUGAAAUGGAAACCGAAGCACCAAGUGAAACAAUUGAGCCAUCGAUUAGACCGAUUGAUGACGUCUUCGAUGACGGCCUUUCAAGUGAUGAGGAUACAAAACUUCAAAGCGCUUUUGAUUCUCGAAAAGUGACUGAAGAUAAAGACUAUGUUCCGGAAAAAGAAAUUCAUUUAAAGGAAGAGAAGGAACAAAAAACAGAUCAAGAAAGGAAAAAAGAAAAGGAGGCAAGGAAAAUAAAAGAAAAGGAGAAAGAGAGAAGACGAUUGGAGAAAGAAAAGAAAAGGGAAAAGGAACGAGAAAAGCCGAAAGUGAUUCCGAUUACAUUGAAAUGGGCGGAAAUGAGAGAAAAGCUUCUAAAGGAACAACAAGAGACUAAAACUGCAGCGGCUGAAAAGGCUGUAGCUGCUGAAAAGGCUGCAGCUGCAUUAACAUCACAACAAUCAAACAAUUUGGAGAGAUCGACUACUACGAAAGAAGAGAAAGGAUCAAAAGAGCUUCCGAAAAAGCAAAAGGGCAGCGCUGCUCCACAGGCACAUGCUAGAGAGAAUGUGCUCGACUCAAUCCUCGGCGAUCAACAGCAAUUCAUGGCGAUUUGGGAGCGAAAAGAUAAACCAUUUGAAACGACACCCGACAAAAUGAAAGCAAAAAUGCAAGAAGAAAAACAGAAACAAGCGAAAUUGUUGGAAGAGAAAAAUCGAAAAUCGCUACAAGAACGUCGAGAAAGUCGUCUAUCAACGAGUCGAUUUGAUUUGGAUCCUGAGAAGAUCUCACUAAUACCCAUUCCACCACCAAUGCCACAGUUGAUCAUCCCACCUCGACCUAAAACAUUACCACCAACAUCCAACGUCCAACCGUCUCCAUCGUCCAGUUCAACGCCAGAUACGCAAACAAUUCGAUUAAUCCCACCGCCACCACCGCCGAAGUUAAAGCCAAUCAAGACCGUUCCCCCUCCACCACCUCGAAUCCCUCCACCUCCGCAAGUAAAACUUCUCCAAAGAAUCCCUCCACCACCGCCUCGCCCAAACCUUAUGAAAACGAAUGUUGAACUACGAGAUGCUAUUCCCGAAAUCGAGUCACCUGAUGAUGAACCACCGAUUCUUCUGGAAGAGUCGGAGUUUGAGAUACGUCUGAGUGAUCCAAACGCCGAGCCGAGCUAUCAAUCAGGCGAGCCAUCAAUCUCUGAUCAAUUCGUUGAGGUGUUGAAGGAGUUGAGAGAUCAACGAGAUGUCGAAGAAUGUUUAAUGGAUGUGAUCGAUUUUGUUUGCUCAAUGGAUGCUGUUUAUUUGAGCACAAAGAGUGGAUCAAACAGUCGAAAAGAAGAAAAUAUGGAUGUCGUUUUGAAAGAAAAUGAACGAGGGUCAACUGAUCACAGUUUAGAAAACUCGGAGUCAUUAUCAGAAACUGAAAACGAAAACUCUUCUACUUCAUCGACCCCAAUUGAAGAGUCGUCUAAAGUUGAAGAUAAAAGGAUAUCUCCACAAAAUGCAAAAGAAAAUGAACAACGAAGAGCGAGCAUGGACGUGAAUCUACUAUCGGAUCCGGUUCUGCUCUCGAAGAUGCUGAAAACGGCAAACGCCGUGCUCACCAGCUUCCAAAAGCCGACUGAACCAAAACAAGAAGAAGUCUACGUACAAGAAAUGCCAAACGAGGAAGAAUUGGAAGCGUCGGUGAUCGAAGAGGAAAGACCAUUGCCCGAAUUUCAUGGCGAACCCGUGCCUUCGGACGAUGAUGAUGCACUUUUUGAAGCCGCCGCUGGCAUUCCCCCAUCAAAGCGAACGAAGAAAAAGAAACGCGGAGAAGAAGAAAUUGAAGAGGAAACGCUACCACCUCAAGAAUCUUUUCAGCUAGAUUAUUACAAUGCUGAUCUUCAUGUGAAAUGCGAUAGCGAUAAAGAACGAGAACGGUGGUGGAUUAUUCACCCGGAUAACUCUGAUGGCUUAGCGUUAAUGUGGGGAGGAGUGAAGACAACGUUUGGCCUACCAAUACCCUACAACUACGACUUUCCUGAUCACCCGAAAAGAAAAGGAGUGCCCGAUAUUGAAAUAAUUUCCUCAACAAUAAAUGGAGCAACAAAGGAGAACAUGCGGCCGCGACGUCUUGCUUUUCAAAUAAAGAUCCUUGAGAACACACCGAUAAAACAUGUCCCCUUCGAGGAGAGCGAGCCACAUGAAGUCCGCGUCGGUUUCGCACUCGGAACCUCGCCAAAUAUUUUGGGCGAAUCGGCUCGAACGUGGUGUUUAUGCUCAUCGGGAAAGAAAGCAACCAACAACGUUUUUACUGAAUGGGGACGAGCCGGUUUUUCUGUGGGAGAUGUGGUGACCACAGAGUUCGAUCUGGAUGCCCAAUCGAUAUCUUAUUGGAUCAAUGGAGAAGAACGAGGAGAAAGCUUUUCGAAUUUAUCCUUUGACGACGGUGAUGUGCUAUUUCCGACUGUGUCCGCGAAGAACUGCAAGAUUGCGGUAAACCUUGGCAAUUACCCGGAUAAAAGUGAAGAUUGGGGAAAGAUCAACCCAUUGUGGACUUUUCCGGCGUGGAUUGAUGGGAGAACUCUGGUGCGAGCAAAGACACCUCCAGAAUCGAAAGCUGAUUGCACCGUUUUGAUGAUGGUUGGUUUACCGGGUGUUGGAAAAACUACGUGGGUCAGACAUUAUUUGCGUGAUCAUCCCGACGAAGAUUGGUCCUUGAUAUCGCCAGAUACGGUACUCAAUCAAAUGAAGGUUAACGGUGUGCCCAGGUCUCGUGUUCAUCGCGGUCGGUGGGAUAUGGUGAUGGGAUUGGCUGCAAAAAGCAUGAAUAGAUACAUUACGUUCGCCUGUAGACGAAGAAGAAACUACAUCAUUGAUGCUACAAAUUGUGGUCGCGAAUCAAGAAAACGAAAGCUUACAAAUUUCAAGGACUUUCGCCGAAAAUGUGUUGUAAUCAUGCCAACUGAUGAGGAAUGGCAAGGCAGAUUGGCCAGACAAGCACGCCAAGACGCUAAAGCGAUUAUGCCAGUCGAAUGCAUGCUGGAACUAAAAGCAACUCUUGCCAUACCGAACCCAGAGACCGAGCCACUCGAAGAGGUCCACUUCAUUGAGCCGACUGCCGACUUUCUACAGCAAGCCGUUGAUUUGGUGCAACGUUACAAUGAGGAGGCUCGUCCAUGGCUGCAGAAUCAACAUCGAAACAAGAGACGGCGAGGAGGCUAUGUGCAGCAAAAUGAUAGUAGAGGCUAUAACAACAACUCACACUCGCAUGAUGGUACGCGUCCAUCGUGGUCGAAUCUGAUGUCGAGUCUCCAAGCAUUUGCCCAUCCUCAUCAUACAACACAGUCAACCUCAACUGGCCCGCUAAGAGUGACGAUUACUGAUCUGACUCUACCGUCUCCACAGCUGUCAGCCAGUACACCAACCACCUCUGCUCCAGAUCCGUUUGCUGCAUCAGCUGCUUUGGCUUCAGGAAAAUCAGCAACAAGUCCUUCAGUGGUUCAAGGAGGCGUGACAACGCCGCAAAGUACACCGAUCCCUGCAUUGCCUCCUUUGUCUGUUGCAACGGAUUCUCCCACGACACCUACUCCUGCUACGACGAAACAGGCAGAAGCUAUUGCGGCAGCGGCGGUCAAAUAUUAUAGGCCGGCUGGAAUUCCGAGGUCACAAUGGGCAAAGUUGUCUAAACAACGAGAAGAUGCAAUCAUGGGCUUUCAUGGUGUUGCUGAGCCGCAAGAAGUUCAGCCCCAAGUGGUUACAACUCCAGGAGCCAAGCCGACGUUGCCUUUAUGCUCACCGAUUCCGACAAUUGGUUCACAACCUCCUCCAGGUUCAUUUGUUGCAGCCACACGGCCCGCUUCACCACCUCUAAUGACUUCGGUUGUUCAACCAACAGUGUCAACUCCGUCAGCGUCUGUGGUUGGAUCUUCACAUCACACGCCAAUUGGAACUCCAAUGGCAUCAAUGCCAUCGACUCCUGUUGUAACAAUGCCUAAUGCUCUUCCGGACUUUUCUCAACCUCCACCAAUGAUGUAUGCAUCACCAGUUGGUUCAGCGAUGGGUGGUGGAAUGGUCGACUUUUCAAUGCCACCACCGAGUUUUGGAAUGCCUAGUACUCCAACGUCAAGACCGAUGAUUUCUCCACUACCAAAUGCCCAAACUCCUCAACAGAUGCCAAAUGCUCAGCCGCAAUACCCAGGUCAAAUGCCGGACUUCUCUCAACCUCCGCCAGCUCCCUCAUGGCCAAACACAUUCCAACAACCGCCUUUCUAC